Molecule: messenger RNA, 7569 nt
Organism: Salvelinus fontinalis (brook trout)
Lineage: Eukaryota; Metazoa; Chordata; Actinopteri; Salmoniformes; Salmonidae
Exons: 8
Coding region: 424-4728 (1434 amino acids)
Biological process (GO): regulation of transcription by RNA polymerase II; regulation of telomere maintenance via telomere lengthening; telomere capping
Cellular component (GO): shelterin complex; nucleus
Molecular function (GO): telomeric repeat DNA binding; DNA-binding transcription factor activity, RNA polymerase II-specific; RNA polymerase II transcription regulatory region sequence-specific DNA binding
Source: RefSeq, a predicted model, not a curated record
CAAAUUUGCCAAAUGGAGGGCGAGCUUUAUAUUCUUCCCUCUAUGUGGAGUAAAAUUGAUCUAGAGUUUUUUUCCGCUGAUGAUAAAAUUUAACUCAAUUUAACUCAUCUUCUGGACUGUUUUACUGAUACAUUUUAAUCAAACGUACUUCGGUAAGUUAGUUCGUAUUACUUUCUAUUUCUAACUUAUUUGGCAAUAUUCAGAUUCACAGCACGACUGCAAAGAAGCCCACCUGGAAAUCGACCAUGUUUUCUUGUAGAUGACGUCAUGACGCCACGUCGAAGUAGCCAGCCAAAGAGGGAGUAGUCCACCACUUUGUUUAGGCGACCAACGCUUUUGGACUUAGCUACUAACACCAAUAUUAACCUUGUAUUAUCUAGUUUACUAGUUGCUGUAGACUACUAUCAAAAAACUAGAUCGACAAUGUCAUUUGCAGACGAUGUCGGAUGGACAUGGUCCGCAGAUGAGACAAAGGCGCUGAUCUCGGUAUGGUCAGACGAGCAGAUUCUUCUGAAGAUGGAGCAAACGUACAGAAACAAACAUGUUUACAGCGAAAUUUCGGAGCGGCUAAAAGACCUUGGUGUCAAACGGACGUGGAAGCAGUGCCAAAACAAGAUUAAGGCCUUGAAGUGGAGAUACAGAGAAACACUGAGAAACCCAAGCAGUAGCCGACCGUGUCCGUUCUUUUCUGAACUGCACGAAUUUCUCGCCGCCAUGCCUGACAUGCCUGAGUCCAAGGAAACUGACGAGGAGGAAGAUAAUGGUCUUCCUCUGUCGUCUCUGCGUCUUUUGGUUCCUCCACUGCGGCUGGUGUCGGCAGCUCUAUGGCAGGUUGUUCAGCGGAGAGACACGAUGGACUACGGCUUGGUGGAGGAGUUUGUCACCACCGUUUUGGAGAUGAUCCCUGAUCUGAUGAGUUACAGAGAGAAAGUACAACUCAUCAUGGGGCUGCGAGCACAGCUGGUUCUGGAGUUGUGUCGCUCUGAUAGUUCAGCCGACCCAGAGACCAUCCAGCCACACCUGAGCAGGAUGAGGACCUGCAUCAUCACUCAUAGAGAAAAGGAGAUAGAUACAGAGGUGGAGGCAUCGGAAUCAAACUUCUUGGAACUCGUCCAAACUCUUCUCGAUGACCCAAUUGAGAGAGAACACUUCUUCCAGGAUGUUUUUCCAGAAGAAUUCGGGCCCAGGUAUGACGCAGCACUGCAGACUCUGAUGUGGGAGUUCCUCAUCAGGCUGGAGAAGUUGCUUCCAAUGCCAACCUUUCAACAGACUGUAUCAUGGCUCAGACCUGCCCCCUCUGUGCUGAAGGAGUGUGCACAUUCUGUGACUCAACCUCAGCCUUUGAAGACUCUUCUUCAGCACAACAGAUGCCAUGGCCAUUUGUUCACUAAUGCUCCUUCAUCUGGUGCCGACGAUCGUAUCCUCUCUUCACUGUCUCACUCGCUCUCAGAGAGGAUAGAAAUGGACAUUGAUGAAGCACGCUCGCAUAGCCAGUCUUUAUCCACGUGUGCAUCCAGAAAGGACGGGGACACUUUGAUAGCGCAAGGUAAUGUAGAGAAGGAGCUGGGGAUGAGUUUGGACACGGUUAAGAAGGCAGUGGAAAUGGUGGAUGGAAGAACAGAGGAAUGGGGAGAGAACGACUAUGAGGAGAGACUGCGACAUGACUUGGCUUAUGAUGUUUUAAAGGUAGAGAUUGUAGAUGGAGAAGACAUGUCCUCGACAUCAUCGUUGACAGCAGACGACGUCGGGUGGACCUGCUGGACACCUGAGGAGACAAAGUCGCUCAUCUCUGUAUGGUCGGAUGAACAGAUUCUUCAUAAGAUGGAGCAGAGCUAUAGAAAAAGACAUGUUUACAGUGAGAUAUCGGAGUGUCUAAAGGAGCUUGGUAUCAGAAAGACAACCAAGCAGUGCCACAAUAAGAUAAAAGCCUUGAAGUGGAGAUACAGAGAAACACUGAGGAACCCAAGCAGCCGACCGUGUCCUUUCUUUUCUAAACUGCACAAAUUUCUUGCCGCGGUGCCUGAUAUGCCUGGGUCCAAGGAAACUGGCAAGGUUUCAGAUGGAGAAGUCAUGUCUUUGGAUCGGGAUGAAGGGCCUUCUGUGGCUGUCGAGUUGGCGCCUCAACGUGAGGAAAUGGUUUCCAGAAAAGUGAAAGGCAAGACACUCCCCGGAGAGCAAACCAAAGAGAAAAAUGAGGAUGAAACAUUUUGCAUCCCUCAGAGUGACAUCAAGAUGAAAAGCCCCCCCAAAAAACAUUGUCGCAAACAGAUGGUUGAAGACAUGUCUUCUACAACAUCGGCAGACAAUGACACACGGACCUGGACCCUGGAGGGGACGAAAGCACUGAUCUCCGUGUGGUCAAACAAACAGGUUCUUCAGAUGAUGGAGCAGAGUUACCGAAAGAAACAUGCGUACAGUGAAGUUUCAGAGCGGCUAAAGGACAUCGGCAUCAAAAGGACGUGGAAGCAGUGCCAAUCCAAGAUGAAGCACAUGAAGCACAGCUACAGACAAGCACUGAGGAACCCAAGCAGUAGUGGCCGAGCGACCUGUCCGUUCUUUUCUGAACUGCACACAUUUCUCGCCAACAUGCCUGAUAUGCCUGAUUCCGAGGGAACUGGCAAGGUUUCAGAUGGCGAAGUCGUGUCUUCGGAUCAGGAUGAAGGGCCUUCUGUGGAGUUGGAUCAUCGACAUGAGAAAAGGGCGUCUAGAAAAGUGGAAGUCAAGGCACUCCCCGGAGAGCAAACAGACGAGAGAAAAGGGGAUGAAAGUGACAGCAGAAUGAAUAGUGGAAGAAAACAACAGGUGGUUGAAGACGUGUCUGAUUUAGAACUUCAGUCCGUGGUGCUGCUGACCCAACUUGAUGACAACAGUCAUAUGACAGAGCAGUCUCCUAAAAGAAGCAAGCGUGCCAAAACGUGCUCCUUAUGUGGGAAGAGUUUUGUUGACGCAAAGGAUUUGACAACGCACAUGCGAAGUCACACUGAGCAGAGCCCUCACCAGUGCACCCAGUGUGGGGAAGGCUUUGACCAUCAGGACGACUUACAACAACAUCAGCAGCAGGAGUGUGAGGAGAUGAUGAAACGACAGGAGGUCAAUGAACACCAGCAUGGAAAGAAUGACAGGAUAUCAGGACAGUCCAGUAAUGCAAGUAGUGAUCCCAAAACAUGCCAUCUAUGCCAUAAGACUUUUGAAUUUCAAUAUAUGUUGAGAAGUCAUCUUAUCAUAUUUCACAAAGGCAAAAUACUUUUUAAGUGUCCUCUUUGUCUGAAGGGUUUUGCCUUCCUCCGGGAUUUGAAGAAACACCAGAGUAACAAAAGAUGUUGUCCUACAAGUGAAGCCGUCAAAAAAAAACGAUCAAAAAGCCCUUCUGCUCGCAUCAUUCCAGAACUUUCCUUAAAUGCAAAUAAUUCCAAAACAUGCCCUGUAUGCCAUGCAACGUUUUCACAAACGUCUAGUUUGAAAAGCCACUUUCUUCACCAUCACGCCUCAGACAAAAGCCGCUUUAAGUGUCCCAGUGCUUUGAAGGCUUUUGUAUCCCACAGUCAAAGGAAGAGACACCAGCAGAGCAAAAGAGGUUGUCGGUUAGAGAGAGUUUACAAACAUGGGACUAAGCCAGCAUGGUCACUGGCUCCAAGGGAAAAUAAAAAUGACAUUCCUCAGCCUUCCAGUACAGCAACCCAGGAACCACCAAUCUCUCAAGCCUCCACCACUACAGCACAGUCCUCUAAUAAAAAGACAAUUCCUAAAGCAUGUCCUCUAUGCCAUAAGACUUUUAAAUUUGAAGCUACGAUGGUAAGGCACAUUGCUUCACACCAAAAGGAAAGUCUCAACAAGUGUCCUGACGUCUUGAAGUGCACAUUUUGUGACGAGAUUUUUUCUCAGGGCAUGGACCUGAAGAGCCACUACAGUCGUACUCAUCAAUUUACGGGACCGUUCCCCUGUCCUUCUUGUCAGAAGACUUUUGUUUCGUUAACUGAGCUGCGCUUACAUCAGAGAAAUGAGUCCACUCCUUACCAGUGCUCAGUGUGCCAGCGACUAUUCCGAACACAGUACACCCUGACUAUUCACGAGCGAAUUCACACAGGGGAGAAACCAUUCCUCUGCGCUGAGUGUGGAAAGGGUUUCCGGAGUGAAAAACUACUGCAAUCGCACUCUAAGAGUCAUGUCGAGGGAAAACCCCACGCUUGCGCCACUUGUGGGAAAAGGUUCCAGAGAAAAGAGCUAUUGAAACAACACAUGUUGCAUCACACAGAUGCUGCUUUCAUCUGCCCAGACUGUGGGAAGAAGUUUUUUCAGUUGGUAUGGUUAAGAAGGCAUAUGUUAAUGCACACUGGCGAGAGACCGUUCCUCUGUGACCUCUGUGGAAAGGGUUUCAAAUCUACGGCUGAAUUGAGGAUACACACCCGGACACACACUGGAGAACGGCCAUUCAAGUGUCCAGAAUGUGGCAAAGGUUGUAGGCAGAAGAGUGAGCUGCAGGAGCAUCUGCGGAGGCACACAGGGGAGCGGCCGUAUCCAUGCACAGUGUGCGAUAAACGCUUUUAUGUCAGCAAAGAUAGAAAACGACAUAUGCUCAUACAUACUGGAGAGAAGCCGUUCAAAUGUCAAGCAUGUGGCAUGGCUUUCAACCGUAAAGCACUUUUGAGGGUACACCAAAAAAACAAGUCGUGUUUAUAUAGCCACACAAGUCCCCUACAUUACACUCCCCUACAUUACACAUCAUUGUAAUAUUUGGGGAUUUGUGUGGCGUGAUCAGUGUUGGGAUUCAUUACUUAGAAAAGUAAUCUAUUGUUACAUUUAAGAAAAUUAAUCUUGUCAAGUUACGAUAUUGUUGCAUGAAAAGUAAUAUAUUACAUAUUACUUGUUGUGAUUGUGUUUCUUUUCUUCCGCUGUCCAUUCAAUACCAUGAAGCUCCACUAUAGGCCUACCUGUAUCAGAUGAGCAAAGCCACACCUAAGGUGCUAUCCUAGGUGCUGAAUCCUUCAUUCACAAUUACAAUUGAUAGCCUGAUUGUCACCCAUCAGACUUGUGAAUUUAAUCUGGUCUCUAGACUGCAUCUAUUGUUAUUAUGUGUGAAGUUAUGUUCAAUAUAGUUUAGGUGUAGUUUUGAUUGGCCGUUAGUCAACUGUCGGGUGAAGGAAGGGCAGCGUGGGGGGAAAAUACAUAUCUUCCUUAAAGUGCUUAGAACACACUCUUGAUUGUAAUAUCGAAAUUCUAACGUCAGUCAGUGUGUUAAAUAGACUUAUUUAGGAAAGGUCAAGGACAGAGGAGGUAUGACUUUAUUACAAUGCAUUUUGUGUAGGGUUUAUAUGACACGGUUUGCAUUCACCUUCAGCAGGUUAAUGCGGCGGGUUAUUUGAAGUCAUCCUUGUUGUCACUUGAUAGCCUGUAUUUAGUGGCUUUAAUGUACAUUUCGUUUCGUAAGGCUGCCUAAAUGUUUAUGGCCAAUAGGCCUAUUCCUUUGUAUAUUAAAAUAUAAUUUUGUUGUGAUCAAACAUUGGAUUUAUCAUUUUGAUUGUUUAUAUGGACAUUUUGUAAGAACAAAAUAUUGUUUAGGCAUGUGCAUCUUUUGUUUAUUAUCAUAAUGCCUAUAGAUUUCUCCUCUUUCACGAAUUUCUGGAACUUAGGCUUCCAGCUUUUGUGCCUUUCUGCAUGACCUCCAGAUGCUAUUUUAGAUUUGAUGUGGUGUUUCUGGACGAAGAGAUCAAUGCUUGCUGCCUGUGCAGAGUUUGCAUUUGACUAAAACGUUGUCCUCUUUCUCUUCGACUAAGUAAAAGUAAUGGGAGUAUUUUCACGAGGAAAAGGAUAAGCAGGGUAACAACACAGCUGCCAUCUAUCUAUAUAUAUCACAGCAAAAAAAGAAACGUCCUCUCACUGUCAACUGCGUUUAUUUUCAGCAAACGUAACGUGUAAAUAUUUGUAUGAACAUAACAAGAUUCAAGAACUGAGACAAACUGAACAAGUUCUACAGACAUGUGACUAACAGAAAUGGAAUAAUGUGUCCCUGAACAAAUGGGGUCAAAAUCAAAAGUAACAGUCAGUAUCUGGUGUGGCCACCAGCUGCAUUAAGUACUGCAGUGCAUCUCAUGGACUGCACCAGAUUUGCGAGUUCUUGCUGUGAGAUGUUACCCCACUCUUCCACCAAAGCACCUGCAAGUUCCCGGACAUUUCUGGGGGGGGAUGGCCCUAGCCCUCACCCUUCGAUCCAACAGGCCCCAGACGUCCUCAAUGGGAUUGAGAUCCGGGCUCUUCGCUGGCCAUGGUAGAACGCUGACAUUCCUGUCUUGCAGGAAAUCAUGCACAGAACGAGCAGUAUGACUGGUGGCAUUGUCAUCCUGGAGGCUCAUGUCAGGAUGAGCCUGCAGUAAGGGUACCACAUGAGGGAGGAGGAUGUCUUCCCUGUGACGCACAGCAUUGAGAUUGCCUGCAAUGACGACAAGCUCAGUUCGAUGAUCCUGUGACACACCGCCCCAGACCAUGAUGGACCCUCCACCUCCAAAUCGAUCCCGCUCCAGAGUACAGCCCUCGGUGUAAUGCUCAUUCCUUCGACGAUAAAAGAGAAUCUGACCAUCACCCCUGGUGAGCCAAAACCGCGACUCAUCAGUGAAGAGCACUUUUUUGCCACGACGGUGGGUUUGUGCCCAUAGGCGACGUCGUUGCCGGUGAUGUCUGGUGAGGCCCUGCCUUCCAACAGGCCUACAAGCCCUCAGUCCAGCCUCUCUGAGUUUAUAUACAGAGUAUACCAAACAUUAGGAACACCUUUAAUUUGUAAGGGAAUGAACUGUACAAGGUGUCGAAAACAUUCCACAGGGAUCCUGGCCCAUGCUGACUCUAAUGCUUCUCACAGUUGUCAAAUUGACUGGAUGUCCUUUGUGUGGUGGACCAUUCUUGACGGGAAACUGUUGAGCUUGAAAACCCUAGCAGCGUUGCGGUUCUUGACAAAAGCCGGUGUGCCUGGCACCUACUGCCAUACCACAGGUUUUCAAGUCCGGAGACUAAGAUGACCAUUGCAAAAUGGCUUUCAAAGGCACUUCAAUCUUUUGUCUUGCCCAUUCACCCUCUGAAUGGUACACAUACACAAUCCAUGCCUCAAUUGUCUCAAGGCUUAAAAAUCCUUCUUUAACCUGUCACCUCUUUAUCUACACUGAUUUGAAGUGGAUUUAACAAGUGACAUCAAUAAGGGAUCCUAGACUGACCAGGUGAAUGCUAUUUCAUGGGAAGAACAUGUUUUGUACACUCAAUGUAUAACACACUGUGAGAUAUGAUGAAAGUAAAGGACUCGUUACUUGAAAAAUGUAACUAUUGCAAUAUUUGAAGACAACUCGUUAUAUUACUCCGUUACGCACAGAAGUAAUAUAUUACUGUAACACGUUACCUCCAACACUGGCCUUGAUGAGCAUUAGCUUGAUGUUUUUAUAGCAUUAAUGUCUUGUCUUUAUUGAAGGUAGCAUCAUUGUUGUUAUUCCAAGAUAAAUCACGCUGUGCCAGGUGUUGGAAAGGUUUCCUGUCUGUGAUCGAACUGACCCUGCAUUUCUUUUUUGGGUACCUAAAUAAAAAUGUAAUAAAGGA